UUAUCUGCAUUUCUGUUUAAGCAGACCUUACACACAGUCCAUCCAGCCUGAACAAGGCCAGUUUUUAUUUCUUCGCAGGGCUGUUUUAAAUAUUUCUUCACCAUGAUUUUCCAAGCUCUUUUGGACUGCAUGGACUUUACUGGCUGGCUUCUGUUAGGGUUUGUUCUGCUGUUGAUAUUAGAUGUUGUGAAAAACGGAAGGCCUCCUAACUUUCCACCGGGACCCUGGGCUGCGCCUCUUGUAGGAAAUCUCCUCACUCCGCUGGACUUCAAAACAAUGGAGAAGGUUGCAAAGGAGUACGGUCCUGUGUUCAGUGUGAGGAAAGGCAGUGAGAGGCUGGUGUUUGUUUCAGGGCACAAGAUGGUUAAAGAAGCUCUUGUCAACCAGUUGGACAGCUUCGUUGAUCGCCCGAUUGUUCCUCUUUUUCACGUUGUCUUCAAAGGCCUAGGUAUAGCUCUCAGUAAUGGCUACUUGUGGAAGAAGCAGAGGAAGUUUGCCAACACUCACUUACGCUACUUUGGAGAGGGCCAAAAAUCUCUAGAAAGGUACAUUGAAGUCGAAGCUCUCUUUCUUUGUGAAGCCUUCAAAGAUGAGCAAGGAAGGCCUUUUAAUCCUCACUACACUUUAACAAAUGCAGUGAGUAACAUAAUCUCCUCCGUGGUCUUUGGACAUCGAUUUGAAUACUCAGAUCCAAGCUUUCGAGAAUUUCUGGAGCUGGACAAUGAAGCUGUUAUCCUGUCUGGUUCCCUUCGGGCUCAGCUGUUUGAUGCCUUCCCUGGCCUGAUGACGUACCUUCCCGGACCUCACCAGACUGUCCAUUCCAACUACAGGAGGAUUGUGAAGUUUUUGGAAAAUGAGAUUGAGAAACACAAAGAGGGCUGGAACCCGGAUGAUCCUCGAGAUUAUAUCGACGUAUACCUGUCAGAGAUAGAAAAGAAAAAAGACGAUCCCCUGGCCGGGUUCAACAUUGAAACACUGGUGGUGUCCACCCUUGACCUCAUCGAGGCUGGAACAGAAUCAGCUGCCACCACGUUACGCUGGGCCCUUCUCUACAUGUUGCAUUACCCAGAGAUACAGGAGAAGGUCCAAGCAGAGAUAGACAGAGUGAUUGGUCAGUCUCGUCAGCCCACUAUGGCUGACAGGCCAAACAUGCCCUAUACUGAUGCCGUCAUCCAUGAGGUGCAAAGGAUUGGAAAUAUCGUUCCCAUGGGAUUUCCUAAAAUGGCCAGUAAAGACACAACACUGGGAGGUUACUUCAUCCCUAAGGGAACCAGUACCACCACAAUCCUGUCUUCUGUGUUGUUUGAUAAGAAUGAGUGGGCGACUCCGGAUGUCUUUAAUCCUGAGCAUUUCUUGGAUUCAGAGGGAAAGUUUGUCAAAAGAGAUGCUUUCUUGCCAUUUUCAGCAGGUAAACGUAUGUGUUUGGGGGAACAUCUGGCCAAAAUGGAGCUCUUCCUGUUUUUUUCAACUAUGCUGCAGCGUUUCACCUUCGCUCCAGUUCCAGGAGAAAUGCCCAGCAUGGAGGGAGUGAUGGGUUUCACUCAUUCCCCUGAGGAGUACAGACUCCUGGCUGUGCCACGUUGAUGCCACGACCGAUUACACAUUUAAUACAUUCACUGAAUGUGUUUUUAAAUGCAUUUUGAAAAAAAAAUGAAUUUUGCAUACAUUUCUUUAUUACACAUACUUCUUUCCUGACUUGAAGUACUAUUUUAAUCUUAAAUAUCAUGUUUGUGUAAUCAGCGUGUUUGGGCUACUUAAUGAGGUCCAUUAGUGACAGCAUUAUUGAAAUAAAUAAUCAUUUCAAUAUUAUUCUAAUCUACUUUUCCAAAAGUUUGAUUCAAUUUGGUGAUGUAAAGACUUUGUAGAAAUAUUUAACCCUUGAUCUUCUAAUUGUUAUUUGAUAUAAUGACCUUUCUGAGCAGAACAAAUUCAAAACACAUUAUUCUGACAGAUCAUGGAUUUAUUCAUACAUGUAAACUUGUGAAAGAUUUAUUCUUCAUCUAGAUUAUAAGUGAACUUUCAUCCAUGUUACCCAAUCAGUUCUAUAGAUUAGGUUCUAUAUCUUUAAAUGACUCAGAUUAAGUAUUGCGUGACAAGACUGUUUAGCAGCCUGUAAAGUAAUUCAUCAUGAUUAGUAUUUUGUGCCGUUUGCAUUGUAAUGACUGUAUGUUUAUUCAUAACGCUUUAUAACCUAUUAUAGAGCAAACUCGCCAGGGCAGUUUUUUACAUUUUCACAUCCUGUAGAGACUUUUUUUUUUCAGCAUUUCAAUAUGUAAGAUAUAAUUACAACCCUUACAUUUAAUGUUAUAACA
Molecule: messenger RNA, 2312 nt
Organism: Cyprinodon variegatus (sheepshead minnow)
Lineage: Eukaryota; Metazoa; Chordata; Actinopteri; Cyprinodontiformes; Cyprinodontidae
Product: cytochrome P450 2J2-like
Exons: 9
Coding region: 103-1584 (493 amino acids)
Biological process (GO): xenobiotic metabolic process
Cellular component (GO): intracellular membrane-bounded organelle; cytoplasm
Molecular function (GO): iron ion binding; heme binding; oxidoreductase activity, acting on paired donors, with incorporation or reduction of molecular oxygen, reduced flavin or flavoprotein as one donor, and incorporation of one atom of oxygen
Source: RefSeq, a predicted model, not a curated record